Molecule: messenger RNA, 597 nt
Organism: Tetrahymena thermophila SB210
Lineage: Eukaryota; Ciliophora; Oligohymenophorea; Hymenostomatida; Tetrahymenidae
Exons: 1
Source: RefSeq, a predicted model, not a curated record
AUGUCCUACUAACUUAUCUCGUUAUUUUUAAGUAUUGCUGAGUCCUAGUAACAUGAAAUUAAAAAACAAUCAAACAGGGUCGAAAAUAUUGAAAAUUAAGACAAAUUCAGCUGCUGCUCUCAAUCUGAAAUACAAUAAAACGUAUGCGAUAAUAUUGAAGAAAGAAUCGGCUAUAGAAAUAUAAAAGACUAAAUUUAAUAAGAGUUUGAUAUGGCCAACUAAAUCUAAUAAAAAUAGAAUAUUAUCAAGAAUAUAAUCAAAGGAUUUUAAAAUUAUUUCAGAAAAAUUAAUAAUGAAGAAGCCUACUAAAGAUUAAGCGAUAUUUUGGGCUCUUAAAAAAACAUAUCAAAUAUAAAAAAAAACUUCUUUCGUGUGAUGAAGAAGAAAAAUGAUAGAUGGAACUACAUUCUGAAGAGAAUAAUAAGUAGUAAAAAUCUUAGUAAAAUAUUUUGUAGCUACUUAGAAAACGAAGCCCGGCUUUGGCUUUCCACUUCACGCACUAAUGAUAUCUUUUCUCAUUAAGCUAUGAUUAAGUUGCUAAAGGAGGCUCUUUAGCAUGGAGUUUAAAUUGACAUAAAAACCUAUAAAAAGAAGUGA